This is a messenger RNA of Gongylonema pulchrum, 552 nucleotides long. NCBI's taxonomy places the organism in Eukaryota, Metazoa, Nematoda, Chromadorea, Rhabditida, Gongylonematidae. The record is from the annotation of a GenBank genome assembly.
AUGCUUCCUUUGAAUGUUACAGAAACGGCUCAAGGAAAUCCACUUUGUACUGGUAAUGCUCUUACGACCGAUAAAAUUGAACAACAUUUAAAGGUAGAUUCGACAACAGACACCUUCAACAGCGCUGACGUAGGAACUUAUACUGAUACUCUUUUGGAAGGUUUGCUGACAGAGCUCAAGUAUAAUCAACCUGCUCUUAACUUAUGUGACGAUAAAAGUGUUUAUACUGGUUCAGUAACAGUAGUCGAUAAGUCAGCAGCAGAAAGAACAGCGGCGAUAAAAAUUAGAUUGUUUUCAUUGCAAAGUACUGUUACUGGAGUUGUUAUCGGUGGAUUUAACAAUUUAGCAGUUGGAAACUACGCAGUGAACGGUAUUGGAAAUUAUGCGGUUUUUUCGUAUCCAGCUGGACGACGUUAUGUGUGGUGGCCGGCCUGGUUUCGUCAAGGAAUGGCACCAAGAUACACCGCUGGCACGUACUAUUAUCAGUGGGUUUAUCCGACGGGUCAACAAGUAACUGACCAGCGGCUGGUCAACGUUAAUGUUCCAUAUUAA